Messenger RNA from Colias croceus (clouded yellow), 1612 nucleotides. It is a transcript of the gene YL-1, whose product is annotated as vacuolar protein sorting-associated protein 72 homolog. Bases 157 to 1395 code for a protein of 412 amino acids. Gene Ontology annotation, biological process: chromatin remodeling; regulation of DNA-templated transcription. Gene Ontology annotation, cellular component: nucleus. The record is from RefSeq and is a predicted model, not a curated record. The transcript is spliced from 9 exons. Lineage: Eukaryota; Metazoa; Arthropoda; Insecta; Lepidoptera; Pieridae. Gene Ontology annotation, molecular function: ATP-dependent H2AZ histone chaperone activity.
UUGCAGUGUUGUUGUAUUGAUAUUUAUUAUUAAUUGUAUUUUAUAACAUACGAUGCUGUGUUUAGUUCGAGUAUUUUAUGAAUAAAAACCCAAUAAUUUCAUUUAUUAAUUUAUAUCAAUAACUCAUUGGUGUAACAAUAAUUUAAAAACACAAUAAUGUCGCAAAGAGAACGCCGUGCUAAUGCUGGUAAUCGCAUGGCAAAGCUUUUGGAUGAAGAAGAGGAAGACGACUUUUAUAAAACUACUUAUGGAGGGUUCCAAGAGGUGGAGGAAGAUGGAGAUUACGUAGAAGAGAAAGAAGUAGAUGAUUUAGUAGACUCUGAUUUUGAUAUUGACGAGAAUGACGAACCUGUUUCGGAUCAAGAAGCUGAAUCUAAAGAGAAGAAGAAAGUUAGCGGAAAGGUGUAUAAGGAUCCAAAAAGAAAACGAAAGUCUGCAGCUGAGAAUAAAGCGGUAACAAAGAAACCAAAAGAACCAAGAGAACCGAAGCCAAAGGAAGCUGCGGAGAGUGUUGAUAAAGUUAUAGAUACAUCUAUAGAACGAAAAUCAAUAAGACAAAGUACAGCAGUGAAAUCAGCGGAGACACUAGAAAGGAUCAAAAUAAGAUCGGAAUUGAAAAAGAAAAAGGUGAAGAAAGUUGAGGAGCGGCCGCUCACACAAGAGGAGUUAUUGGAAGAAGCGCUUAUCACUGAGAAGGAAAAUCUUAAAAGCUUGGAGAGAUUUGAACAAAGUGAAUUAGAAAGAAAGAAAGUCAGACCAAUAAAGAAAACUAUUACAGGACCGAUAAUUAAGUACCAUUCUUUCGCCGUGCCCGUACCACUAGUGUCUGAAGUGACGCCAGAUGACAAGUCUAGUCUUACACCAAUAACAGAUAUCAAUUUGAGUGAUAUUAUUAAAAGUGAAGAUGAUAUGUUAACACCAGGAGACCUAAGUGACGGUAACAAUGCAGAACCAAAACCGGAAAAUGAUAAUGAACAAUCCGACCCAGUUAAAAUGGACGUCGAUUUUGUGGGACCAGAGGAGGAGAUUACAUUGAAUGAUGUCCCCAAAAAAGAAGAUAAACCAAAACCCAAAGAGAACGUAACAUACUACGAGAGGACGUUGCUGUCUUUCGAAAACGACAUCAAAAACAAAGCGUUCAAUUCGUGUUUCCCACAAAAAGUGCCGAAACGGAGACGGGAAAUGUUAUGUGCUGUUACUAAACGACCAGCCCGCUACAUCGAUCCUAUAACCAAGUUACCAUAUCGCAGUGUAGACGCUUUCCGCAUUAUACGCGAAGCAUAUUACCAACAACUCGAAGCCCGAGCAGACAAGGCCUCGCCUAGCCUCGCCGCCUGGCUUCGCUCGAGACGAAGUGAUACGGCUUCUUCUUACGUGCAAAUACAUAUUAAAUAAUGCGUCAUACUUAGUUUGUAGAGUAUGGUGAAAUAAUUAUGCUAAUAUGAAAAAAAAAACUGUGUGGAUCGGUUGAUUUUGUUUUCAUACACGCAUAUACCCGCAUAUACUGUAUGGAGGUAAAAUAAAAUAAAACAAAAAAAAAUGUGUGGUUUUAUGAAACCACGGUAAAAGUGAAACUUUUUUUCACACUAUAGACAUUUAACUAAAAAUUAUC